GGCGGCGCAGACUCACCGACUUAACGCUCAUAAGAAGAAGAAGAAAGAAACGCCUGUCACAUUUCUACGAGCAAACAAAAAUGUCGAUAUUUACACCCACAAAUCAGAUUCGCCUGACAAACGUGGCGGUCGUGAGGAUGAAAAAGGGAGGGAAACGAUUUGAAAUAGCGUGUUACAAAAAUAAAGUGAUGAGUUGGAGAUCGGGAGCAGAGAAAGAUCUGGAUGAAGUUCUCCAGACACACACAGUGUUUAUAAACGUGUCAAAGGGCCAAGUGGCGAAAAAGGACGAUCUGUCAAAAGCGUUUGGAACAGAUGACUUAACAGAAAUAUGCAAACAGAUUUUAGCCAAAGGAGAACUUCAGGUGUCUGAUAAGGAGCGACAGAAUCAGCUAGAGCAGAUGUUCCGGGACAUUGCUACAAUUGUGGCUGAGAAAUGCGUAAAUCCAGAAACCAAGCGCCCUUAUACAGUGAGCCUGAUAGAAAGAGCCAUGAAGGACAUUCACUACUCUGUCAAAGCCACUAAGAGCACAAAACAGCAGGCACUUGAAGUGAUCAAACAGUUGAAGGAAUCCAUCCAGAUUCAGAGAGCUCACAUGCGCCUCCGCUUCAUCCUGCCAGCUAAAGACGGGAAGAGGCUGAAAGAGAAGCUUAAACCCCUCUUAAAGGUGGUGGAGAGUGAAGACUUCGAUGAUCAGCUGGAGAUGGUUUGCUUGAUAGAUCCGGGCUGCUUUCGGGAAAUCGAUGAGCUGAUUCGCUGCGAGACAAAAGGCAAAGGGUCGGUGGAGGUGCUCAGCCUGAAAGAUGUGGAAGAAGGCGAUGAGAAACUCGAAUAACCCGUCUUGUACCUGCCUCCACACGCCACCUGCCACACUAACUACUUCCACAUUAAAUUAUUUCUCUCUUUUAUGUAUCAAAGACUGUAUAAGUUGAUGUAUAUUACAGGGAACUGGAUUUAAUGAAGCCUUAAACAGCAUUUGUUGAAGUUUCUAGCUUGUGACACAGCCUUUUUUUUUUUUUUAAUGGACCAGUAAUUAUAAUAGUUUAGGCAUAUUUACUGUUUGAGGUUUCAGUAAAUCUUCCCAAACGAUUUAUCCAUGACUCCUAAAUAAUAGUGAGCAAAUUAUUAAUCUAACUCAAAUCACAACUAAGGGGUUUGUUUUCUGUGAAAAUUGAAGUGAUUUGUAUGACUGCAAGACAGGCAACCAAUUGAUUUAUUAAAAUAAAUACAAGUAUACAUGCAAUGUGCAUCAUAGGAAAACAUAGAAAUACAUAGAUCCCGAAGAGAGAAGUUUUCCCUGCCCCUUCCACCUCAUGCCAUGCCACUGUCUUGACUUAAAGGUGCAGUUUGUAAUAUUUAAAAUUGUUUGUAAUACUCAUAUCAUGUCCAAGAUUCCCCCCCAAAAAUUUGUCAUGUGGUGAAUCUGGCAAGUUUCUUCAUUUCAGGCUUCUGUUUACAUUUUUAUGGCACAGAAAUUAGCCCUUUAUUUUUCGAAAGGCAAGGAGACAUGCAAAGGUUUAACAAUUGAUACGAGGUCAGUUGGGAAGAACGGGAAAGCUUCCGGCUUGCAGUUCUCAUCACAACCAGCAGAGGGCUCUAAAUAUUACAACCCGCUCCUUUAAGAUUUUUCCCUGCACCCAUCUAACCCUUUCAGCGUCCACUUAGUCUAGUUUGCCUUCUCAGAUUUGUGCCAUAUAUCUGACUUACAACAAAGCUUAUCCAAAAUCAGGAUACCAGUGUACAAAAAAAGUGCAAAUAAAAAUGAAUGUAAAUCA
Molecule: messenger RNA, 1773 nt
Organism: Pangasianodon hypophthalmus (striped catfish)
Lineage: Eukaryota; Metazoa; Chordata; Actinopteri; Siluriformes; Pangasiidae
Gene: sbds
Product: SBDS ribosome maturation factor
Exons: 5
Coding region: 81-833 (250 amino acids)
Biological process (GO): ribosome biogenesis; cytosolic ribosome assembly
Source: RefSeq, a predicted model, not a curated record